Oppia nitens is the source of this 3453-nucleotide messenger RNA. RefSeq names its product RNA-binding protein 26-like (gene swm). Lineage: Eukaryota; Metazoa; Arthropoda; Arachnida; Sarcoptiformes; Oppiidae. Gene Ontology annotation, biological process: mRNA processing. The record is from RefSeq and is a predicted model, not a curated record. The transcript is spliced from 6 exons. Gene Ontology annotation, cellular component: nucleus. Gene Ontology annotation, molecular function: metal ion binding; RNA binding. Bases 513 to 3410 code for a protein of 965 amino acids.
AUGGCAAUUGUAUGGCAAUUACCCCAUGUUUUGAAUGGAAUGGCACUCAAUAGGCAUUGAAUUCUCAAUUAUAAAUUGUAUUCAAAAAUAAUAUAUAAUAAGUGUUUAAUUAAUAGAAAAAUUGUAAUCAUUUUUAUUUUAGUCAAAAUCAUAUAUCAACUAAUGUUUAGUCAAAUUGUUUGUUAAUUUAGUGAUUGAAUGCACACAUGAUUUACAUAAAGAUUGGACACAAUUAUAGUGAUAAUAAUUUAGUGAUUCAGUGAUUGGACAACAUUUUGAACAGUGAUUGCAAUUAGUGUUGGCUUUGGAUCACAAUUUGGUUACACUUUUACUGCUGAAGACAUUUGUAUUAUAACUAUAGAUUGUUUGAGUGAUUUGUUGAACAAAAAACAACGAAGACAUCUGUGAAUCCAAUCAAUUGAUCCAAUGAUAUAGACAUCUGAAGUUGAUUUGCAUUUUGAAUUUGAAGAUAUUUUUAAUCAAUUUUUUGAGUCAACUGAUUGUCUAAAGAGAUGAUAAUCGACAACACGGAUGCCCUUCGCAAUUGGCUCACCAGUUAUCUGGAACCGCUAUGCGAUGCGGAUCCACACGCUUUGGCCAAAUAUGUAAUGGCAUUAAUCAAGAAGGAUAAAACAGAAAAAGAUUUGAAAAAUGUGUGYUUAGAUCAGUUGGAAGUGUUUCUUCAAAAUAAUACAAUCAGUUUUGUGGACACUUUGUUUGAGACGAUAACUAAUAAGACAUAUAUAAAGUCAUCGAGUAAUAUAUCGUCGUCGACAACAACAACACCAACAACAGCUGUCAUCACCACUGCAACGACGACUACGACAACAACAAUAACAACAAAUACAUCUUCAGCUAAAUCGUCACCACAAACAUCACAACAAUUUCCUACUCAACAAUCAGAUGUUUCUUCACAACAGAAAAGUCAAGAUUUAGGAUCAAAUGCGACAAAUAAAACAUCGGACCAAAUGUUAAACUCUCAGAAUACUGAGUCCUCAUUAGUGUCUAUUAGCAGAUCCAGAGAUAGACGAAAUAGAAGUAGGAGUCGGAGUCGAUCUCCAUCUUUUAGAAGCACUCAUCGAAUUGAUUUUGAUCGCCGACAGAAUCCCCGGACUCGUAAUGGUAAUAGUUAUGAACGAAAUGAAGAGCGACGUCGACACAUACAACCGGCUAAUCUUCAGAGACGAGGUGCUCCUCAGAGGUACGGCGGAUAUAGAGGCGCUGAACGAGAUUUUAGACGACGGAGACCAUCUCCAAGACGGUCGCCAUCUCGAUCUCCUUCUUACUCUAAUUCUCGUUCCCGUUCUAGAAGUCGGUCGUAUAGUCGAGACAAGGAAUUACCGCCUAAUAAAAGAAUUCGUACUUCUUCUCGACCUAAUUCUCGUUCUCCGAGUCCUCAAAAGAGUUCCCAAAAAGACGAAGAAAAUAAAAAAUGUCGUGAUUAUGAAGAAAAGGGCUUUUGUCUUAAAGGCCAUUUGUGUCCAUACGAUCACGGCAAUGAUCCCGUUGUUUUGGACAGUAAUGUUUCGGCUGCACUUGGAAUCACUAACAACACUCCAACUAAUACGCCUUACAUGGCUUUACCUCCAAGUGGUCCAUACAAUUUGGCUGAGCCUUACAAUCCUGAGGCACCCGGAAUGGACAUACAAAGACAACAUCCACCUCCUGGACCGGGAGGUCCACCACCACUAUUAGGACCAAGAAUGCCGCCGCCACCACCACAUGGUUAUUGGCCACCACCUCCUAUGCCUAUAAGAGGUCCAAUGCCUGGUGGACCACCUCUACCACCGCCACAAUUUAUGGCACCUCCUGGAAGACCACGUGAACUGAUUGGUGUUCCCACAAUUGAUAACUCAAUUCGACCGAAUCAAACUCAAUCUAAUCGUACAGUAGUUGAACCAAAUGUAUCACAAAUGUCUAUCAGAGGUGGUAUGAGAGGCGGGUUUACUAAACAUGGAAGGGGUGGCUAUAGAAAUGUUAGAAGAGUUGCUAAUGAAAGUUCAGACAAGUCAUGUCUGGAAGUCCGCAAAAUUCCAUCAAAUUUGAACUCAAUUUCACAUUUAAAUCAACAUUUUUCCAAAUUUGGAACAAUCGUUAAUUUACAGGUAUGUCAUGAAGGAGAUCCCGAAGCGGCAUUAGUACAAUACGCAACAAAUAGCCAGGCAUUUGCAGCCAUACGAAGUACAGAAGCUGUCCUUAAUAACAGAUUUAUAAAAGUGUUUUGGCAUUCAAAAGACCAGCAACAGACACACGAACACAUGUACGGAGCAAAACCCGACAACACCGAUGAGUCCGACAAUAAGGACACUUUGGGUACAAAAGUUAGUAUAAAAGAUCGUUUGGGACAUAAAGUGAACGAAUCGACAGAAAAUGUUUUGACGGCCAUCAACUCGAGCGGAACUAUUUCGAGAACAGUAUUCGAUCCGUCAAAACUCAAGAAAAACAAUACAAUCGUUCAUAAAGAAGCCAACAGUAAGAGUAAUAACGAGGAAACGGCGUUAAGUAACGCGACUUUAACUCAAAUUAACGCCAAAAAAGCAUUAAAAUUGAAGUCAACAAACACACAGAAACAACAAAUAUUUAGUAAACAACACAAAAUAUUACAAGAAUUGAUUACAAAUCAGAAACAAUUAAUGACUAAAUUGGAGAAGAGUGCCAAUGAAACUGAAAGAAAUACCAUUAAACAGACAAUCGAUCAAAUUAGUGAUAAAAUACAAGUGAUUUCUGAUUAUAUUAAGAAAUUAAUGAACGAUUCAAAGAAUUUAAAAAAAGAGCAAACAAGAGAGGAACUGAUGACAGAGAUACUCAAUACAGAUCUCGAUAUGUUUAUUAAAAUGCAAAACAAUGACGGCUCGUAUGUAGACCUGGCUAACAGAUACGCUAAACUCAAGAAAAAGGAAAAGAUUUUAGUAUCCAAUAGGGGACGACAUUUUAGUCCGUAUCCCAUGAGAGGUCGCGGUUAUCCUCGUAGCAGAGGUCGCUUUAGACGCGGAGGUAAUCCACAUCUUAAAGUUGAUCGAAGAACCAGAAAAUUGUUGAUUCCAGACAUCAAUAAAGACGACAUGACUGACCUCUUAGAGCACUUAGCCCAAUUCAGUGACGUCGAGACAAUAGAGCCGUCAACUAAUGGCGCGGUUGUGACUUUUAAAACCCGAGUUGACGCCGAAAAUGCCGUACAAAAUAUAAGUCAAAUUAAAUUUAAGGAAAACUUUCAGUUGAAUUAUUCGUGGUUUGACGACAAGUCACCUAAAAUUGAUGGCAACUCUUUGUUAAACAAAACUAACAGCCAAUCCAAGUCAGAAAAUGAGACCAUAGAUAGAGAGAUUGAAGGCAUUGGAGAGGAAUUGUUAGACUUUGAAGAAGACGAGACUGAAGAAGACGAAAGUGAAGCUCGCAAUUGGAAAGCCUGAUACACACGACUGUCCUAUAAUUAUAUACUAAAUUUAGUUAAUA